GUAUUUUGGAAAUAUUCGCCGUGUCUCAGGGGAUAGUAGGAAUACGCGGAGUUUUCAGCAACAAAUUUUUAGCCAUGUCGAAAAAAGGAAAACUGCAUGCAAGUGCCAAAUUUACCGAUGACUGCAAGUUCAGGGAGCGGUUUCAAGAAAACAGCUACAACACCUACUCCUCAGCUGUCCACCGGACUGUGAAAACCGGAAGGGAGUGGUACGUGGCUUUGAACAAGCGAGGUAAAGCCAAACGGGGGUGUAGCCCACGAGUAAAACCCCAGCACGUCUCCACUCAUUUCCUUCCACGGUUCAAGCAAACCGAACCACCAGAACUUUCCUUCACGGUGGCUGUCCCCGAGAAGAAAAGGCCGCCGGUGGUUCUCCCGGCCAAGCCCAAAGCGCCUCAGAAGAAGCCGGUGAAGUACAGACUCAAGUUUCGCUUUGGAUAG
Molecule: messenger RNA, 440 nt
Organism: Thamnophis elegans (Western terrestrial garter snake)
Lineage: Eukaryota; Metazoa; Chordata; Lepidosauria; Squamata; Natricidae
Gene: FGF5
Product: fibroblast growth factor 5
Exons: 2
Biological process (GO): cell differentiation; positive regulation of gene expression; positive regulation of protein phosphorylation
Cellular component (GO): cytoplasm
Molecular function (GO): growth factor activity; fibroblast growth factor receptor binding
Source: RefSeq, a predicted model, not a curated record